UCCUAACUGGUUUGCUCCAGGACAGUGCUAUUGACCAGCAAGCUCUAGAAUCCCACCACACUGGGCCUCGGUGCUCUCCGUUCCCCUCCUAUCUCCGUGUCUGGCCAUUCAGUGAUGAUCCAUUCAUUUCUGUCCUCCUCUGCUUCUUGGCACUGAUAAUUUGGGCCCAUAGAGAAAACCAGCGCAUACCAACUCGAAUAUGGACCAGAUAAGGGCAGGACUCUGUUGCUACUUCUUCACUGUGGGAUUAUGGCAUGUUACAGGCACUCAACAAAUAAACUGAAUGAAUUAAUCAAGCUUCACUACAAAAGAUAAUAUCUCUAAUGUACACAAACAAGGUCUCCAGUAUCUAGACAGUCUCUGGUCGCUGGAUUAUGUCACAAUCAGUGAUGUCACUGUUGGGUAGAUUCUUAAACUGUCCUCUGAUUUGGGUCUUUCAGGCCUCGUACCCAGCAGGAUCAGGAGCUUUCUGAGAGCAGUAUGUCUCUGGACAGCGUGUGGGCUCCAGAGGCAGCAGACAUGGGGGAUGGGCCUGUCAAGAAAGCUGCCAACCAGUCCUCCAUGCAGACACAGGUCCUCCAGACUGCCUCCCUAAAGGAUGGCCCAGCAAAGAGGGCAGUAUGGGUCCGUCGAGAGACUGCUCAGACAGAAGACCCUGAGAAGUCAACCGCGCCCAAGGACAGGUCCAAGUUAGAGGUGACCAAAGCAGUGGUCGUGGACCUUGGCACCGGCUUCUGUAAAUGUGGCUUUGCUGGCCUGCCAAAGCCCACUCAUAAGAUCUCAACAACAGUGGGCAAGCCCUACAUGGAGACAGCCAAGACUGGGGAUAAUCGCAAAGAGACCUUUGUGGGGCAUGAGCUCCUUAACCCAGACAUACAUCUCAAGCUGGUCAACCCCCUGCGUCAUGGCAUCAUCGUGGACUGGGACACAGUACAGGACAUCUGGGAAUACCUCUUUCGACAAGAGAUGAAGAUCGGCCCCGAGGAGCAUGCAGUCCUGGUCUCGGACCCACCCCUGAGCCCUCACACCAACAGAGAGAAGUAUGCUGAGAUGUUGUUUGAGACCUUCAACACACCUGCAAUGCACAUCGCCUACCAGUCCCGCCUGUCCAUGUACUCGUACGGACGCACGUCCGGGCUGGUGGUGGAGGUUGGCCAUGGCGUGUCCUAUGUGGUACCCAUCUAUGAGGGUUACCCUUUGCCUAGCAUCACGGGGCGGCUAGACUAUGCAGGAUCUGACCUGACAGCCUACCUGAUGAGUUUGAUGAACAACUCUGGAAAACACUUCACAGAGGACCAGACCAGGAUUGUGGAGGACAUCAAGACAAAAUGCUGCUUCGUGGCCCUGGACCCCAUCGAAGAGAAGAAAAUCCCUCCCAGUGAACAUGAGAUCCAAUACACUCUGCCUGAUGGCAAAGAGAUCCAUCUGGGCCAGGAGAGGUUCCUCUGCUCAGAGAUGUUCUUCAAGCCCUCGCUGAUCAAAUCCAUGCAGCUGGGCCUCCACACCCAGACGGUGUCCUGCCUCAACAAGUGUGACAUCGCACUCAAGCGAGACCUCAUGGGGAACAUCCUGCUCUGUGGGGGCAGCACUAUGCUCAGGGGUUUCCCUAACCGCCUGCAGAAGGAACUGAGCAGCAUGUGUCCCAAUGACACCCCGCAGGUCAAUGUUCUGCCUGAGAGAGACACCGCAGUGUGGACUGGUGGCUCUAUCCUGGCCUCGCUCCAGGGUUUCCAACCACUGUGGGUUCACCGCUUUGAGUACGAGGAACAUGGGCCUUUCUUCCUCUACAGAAGGUGCUUCUGAACUGAUGGCAGCGUGGCUGCUGUGGUGACAGUGUGUCAGCUUUACUGCAUGAGGGAACACCUUUCUACAUAUGGUGUGUGAGCUGGCAUGUUCAUUCCUGUAGCAUUAAAGACCCCUCGUGUCCCCUUCCCUUCA
Messenger RNA from Myodes glareolus (Bank vole), 1938 nucleotides. It is a transcript of the gene Actl7a, whose product is annotated as actin like 7A. The record is from RefSeq and is a predicted model, not a curated record. NCBI's taxonomy places the organism in Eukaryota, Metazoa, Chordata, Mammalia, Rodentia, Cricetidae.